UCGAAGUUUUUCGUUUAAAUUCGAUUAGUAAGCCACGCCCAUUCACUAUCUUAGCAGGUAGACAAGUCAGUAGUCGGUUUAUUAUAGCAAAAAAAUUACUUAUAAUGGUAUAUUUAUCGUUGAUUGAAACAAUACGUGAGUGACAUUAAUUACAAAGCAAGUCUGUCAGUUAAUCAGUUUGUGAAUUAUUGGAAAUACGGAACAGUCUAAAUCCUGAACUGAAAUAUUUCAAUCUGUGGAACUAUACAAGCAAACGAGAUUCCUUGUAUUAGGUUAAGAUGUCACACCACAGCGAUGACAAUAUGCUCAUAGCUACAUCAGAUUCUUUUUGGGAGCCAGGUAAUUACAAGCGUACGACCAAGAGAAUUGAAGAUGGACACAAGUUAUGUGAUAGUUUGAUAGCGCUGGUUCAAGAACGUUCAGAGAUUGAAAAAAAUUAUGCCAAAGCCUUGAAGGCCUGGUCCAAAUCGUGGAGUGAAAAAAUAGAAAAAGGCCCAGAAUAUGGCACUACUGAAGCUGCGUGGAAGAGCUCAUUGGUUGAAUCUGAUAGACUUUGUGACCUUCAUUUACGUGUCAAAGAGAAUUUGUCAAAUGAUAUUGUUCACCAAGUUAAAACAUGGCAAAAAGACACAUAUCACAAGUCGAUGAUGACUUUGAAAGAACGUAAAGAGAUGGAAGAUGCCUUUAAAAAGGCUCAAAAACCCUGGUCAAAGUUACUGCAAAAAGUUGAAAAGGCUAAACUUGAAUAUCAUAACAGUUGUAAAACUGAAAGGACAGCAGCGAAUCAAGAACGUAAUGCAUCAGCAGACAGUUCAUUAUCACCCGAUCAGCAAGCUGCCCGAGGUUCUGAUAACGUGAAAAAAAUGCAGGAUCGAGUUCAGAAAACUAAAGAAGAAGUACAAAAGGCUAAAGAAAAAUAUGAAGCAGCUUUACUAGAAAUUAAUCAGUAUAACCCUAAAUACAUGGAAGAUAUGACACAAGUUUAUGAAAAAUGUCAGGAAAUGGAAGCGCAACGCCUUCAGUUCUUCAAAGAUGUACUUUUUGGUAUUCAUAAGUGCCUAAAUAUUUCACAAGAUCCAGUUCUUCCUCAAAUUUACGAAGAAUUCUUUCAUUCUAUUAAUAAUGCGGACUAUGAGAAAGAUCUUAAAUGGUGGUCAAAUAAUCAUGGUGUAAACAUGGCAAUGAAUUGGCCGCAAUUCGAGGAUUACACAGAAGAAUUUCGUGAGAUCGCCAAAGGAAACAAGUCGAAAGAAGCUAUACCUGUGGGGUCAAUUACACUCAUCAAUCAAAGACCAGUCGGUGAAGAUUUGCAUGAUUUUCCACCCGUUAAUAAAGCAAGAGCAAGAGCAUCACCGCGAAUGAUUCCAUCAGAUGCGCAUCAUGCAGAUGGAAAGACGGACACAUUUGAAUCACAAUCGCCGUCGGAAAAGGGUCCUGAUGAUAAUACUACCAACAGAACUUCAGUAGUUUCAAAUGGUACGACUGCAAAGCAAGAGUCUAAUCCUUUUGAUGAGGAAGACUGGGAUGAAGAUGUUGGUGAAGCACUUGUUGAUACUGGAGAGCCUGGAGUUCCAGUGCGAGCGCUCUAUGAUUAUGAAGGCGCAGAAGCUGACGAAUUGAGUUUUAAACAAGGGGAAGUCUUUGAAAAAUUGGAAGACGAAGACGAACAAGGAUGGUGUAAGGGAAGAAAAGAUGGAAGAGUUGGACUUUAUCCAGCAAACUAUGUGGACGUGAUAUCUGAAUGAAGUUCUUUAUGAAUAUCAAAAGGAAAUUUGCAUUUAUGAAAAAAAAAAAAAUAAAACUGUGCAGAGUAUUUUCAAGAGAAGAUAAAUAAUAGAAAAAUUAGAAAAUAAAAAUAAUUAAGUUACAACAAAGCAAAAAGAUAGAAUUUCACCUCAUUCUACUGGAAUCCUUGACCUAUUUCUGUUAAUAAAUUAUAAUGUGCUAGAUUUUAACUGUCUACAAGUUGAAAUAAAUAUUUACAUAACAAAAUA
Molecule: messenger RNA, 1994 nt
Organism: Cotesia glomerata
Lineage: Eukaryota; Metazoa; Arthropoda; Insecta; Hymenoptera; Braconidae
Gene: Synd
Product: protein kinase C and casein kinase substrate in neurons protein 2
Exons: 10
Coding region: 279-1745 (488 amino acids)
Biological process (GO): plasma membrane tubulation; cytoskeleton organization; regulation of endocytosis
Cellular component (GO): endosome; plasma membrane; cytoplasm
Molecular function (GO): phospholipid binding; protein binding
Source: RefSeq, a predicted model, not a curated record